Molecule: messenger RNA, 1114 nt
Organism: Contarinia nasturtii (swede midge)
Lineage: Eukaryota; Metazoa; Arthropoda; Insecta; Diptera; Cecidomyiidae
Product: regucalcin-like
Exons: 5
Coding region: 83-1054 (323 amino acids)
Biological process (GO): L-ascorbic acid biosynthetic process
Molecular function (GO): gluconolactonase activity; calcium ion binding
Source: RefSeq, a predicted model, not a curated record
UCACACAACACACAUCAGUCUCUUUAAAUAAAGAAGACUGUGAACUUAGUGUUCAUUUUGUCACUGAAUUGAUUACAUCAAAAUGAUUUCUUUACAUCACAACAUUUGGUUAUUAAUUAUUUGCUGUGCUUUCAGCUUUGGAGUUGAAAUAGAGCAAUUGCCAUCGCCUCGAAGUUUGUGUGGAGAAGGGCCACAUUGGGAUCAAGCAACUCAAAGUUUGUAUUAUAUUGACAUUGAAGGACCCGAAGCAACUAUUUUGCGUUACGAUUAUGGCGAGAAUAAAACAUAUGCGGCAACAGUAGAAAAUGUUCCAUUGAUGACAUUUGUUUUACCGAUUGAAAAUAGCACCGAUGAAUUUUUGGUUGGUGGACAGUAUGCAGCCAAAGUCAUUCGCUGGGAUGGCAAAUCAGCCAAGGGUGAAUUCGUUCGAGAUGCCUUCGAAGUAGAUAAGAUUGAUACCAAUCGAUUUAAUGAUGCCAAAUGCGAUGCGGCUGGUAGAUUUUAUGGCGGUACUAUGCGUUAUAGAGAGUGUAACGGACCAUUUACUGACGUUGCAAAUGCAUCUUUUUACACUUUCGAUCGCGACCAUGGUCUAAAACAAUCAAAACAAAACGUUUUCAUUUCAAACGGUCUGACGUGGGUAGGCGAUAAAUUUUACUACAUCGACUCAUGUACACACGAUAUCAAGGAAUACGAUUAUAAUAGCGUGAAUGGUGAAUUAUCAAAUGAGCGUAUCAUAUUCACGCUUAGAGAGAACGGAAAAGUACCAGAGUAUAUAUUUGAUGGUAUGACUAGCGAUGUUGACGGAAAUUUAUUUAUAGCCACCUAUGAUGGUUACAAAGUAAUGAAAAUCAAUCCAAAAAGUGGCGAGCUGUUGGCUGAAUAUAAACUUCCUGCUGGUCAGAUAACCUCGGUUGCUUUUGGAGGACCGAAUUUGGACAUUCUCUUUGUUACCUCCGCCAGCAAGGGCUCUCCACCAGCAGAAGCCGGCCAUUUAUUCAAAAUUACUGGCCUUGAAACUAAGGGCAAGGCCGGAAAUAAAAUCAAAUUAUAAUUGAUAUUUCAUCAUUUUUGGAUUUUAUACGUCCUGAUAAAAUAGAUACGCUUUGAAUAA